Molecule: messenger RNA, 1968 nt
Organism: Caenorhabditis bovis
Lineage: Eukaryota; Metazoa; Nematoda; Chromadorea; Rhabditida; Rhabditidae
Source: the annotation of a GenBank genome assembly
AUGGAAGAAUGGACAAGUAUUCUUGGAGUAUCGUCUUCUGAUCCCCGAACAACAUCGCUGACGCAUUCCUUCUUUCCUGCACUUUAUGUAGGAGAAUCUCCAUACGGUCUCUAUGCGAUUGAUGUUCUCGUCGAUCAUCACACCAUCACGUAUUCACCGAAACUUCUUGGGCCACCUCUUCUUGAAGGAUCUGCUCCGAUUGCUUUAUCGAAGGAAGAAAUUGAGCACUAUCUUCCCCCAAAAAGGCCAAUUGUUACCGAUAUACUUUCGAUAACACAUAAGACGAUUGAGGGCGAAUUUUUAUUAGCUGGACCCGAACCAAAAAAUAAAUUGCUAUCCAAAAAUAUUCGUCAUGACGACUUGUCGUUCUUUUCAAUCGCUGAAGCGAUCUACGAGAAAUAUCCGAAACAACUCCUGAUCGCCACGUUUACAAUUCUUGUCCUGUUCUUUUCUGUCGUAUGGAUGUGUGGAAAGCAGUGGGGACACUCGUCUGCAAUUUCCUCAGCAAUGGCUGUUAACGGCGAAGCACAGACGUCACGUCAAUCGAAUAGUAGUCUGACCGAUUUCAGAAUAAGGGAUUAUUCGAAUGUUCCCGAAGGAUGGAUGUCUACCGGAAAAAUUCAAUACAACCCAAAAGAUAUUUUAGGAAGAGGAUGUCAAGGAACUGUCGUUUACAAGGGCAAAUUUGAUGGCAGAGAUGUUGCGGUAAAGCGAGUUGUCUCGGAAUUCGUCAAAUUUGCGCAUCGCGAAGCAGAUUUACUGAGGGAGAGCGAUGCUCAUCAGCAUGUUAUUCGCUAUUUUUGCAUGGAAGCCGACAGCCAAUUCCGGUAUUUGGCUCUCGAGCUUUGUAUUGCUUCGCUGAAUGAUUACGUUGACAAUGAUGAAGUUCGGAGGGCAGUUAAAAUAUCAUCAAUCGAAAUUUUGCGGCAAGCUGCUGAUGGGUUAGCACAUCUUCAUGCUUCAAAAAUUGUACACCGCGACAUUAAACCACAAAACGUCUUAAUUACUUCGGCGAAUCAAAGCGGUGUCAUGCGUACUGUUAUUUCCGACUUUGGGCUCUGUAAGAAAGUUCAACCUGGCAAGAAUUCGAUAUCAAUCGGACUAACAUCGGGAUUGGUGGGAACUGAUGGAUGGAUUGCACCUGAAGCGAUCAAUUCGAAUAGCACGUCUUACCCAGUUGACAUUUUUUCUCUUGGCUGCAUAUUUUACUAUGUUUUAUCAAAUGGCGAACAUCCAUUCGGUACGCCAAUAGAACGCCAAUCAAAUAUCAUUAAUAAACAAGUCUAUUUGGACAAACUGCAACUUCUUGAUGACUACCAUCUCGCUGAGAAGUUAAUUUCAUCGAUGAUCGCUCAUGAACCAUCUGAACGACCUCUUUCUUCUCAUGUGCUUAUUCAUCCAUUCUUCUGGUCGGCUGAAAGACGACUAGCAUUCUUUUCGGAUGUGUCGGAUCGUGUCGAGAAAGAAUCUGACGAUUGUCCUGUUGUAAGACGUCUUGAAUGUGAAGCAGUUUUUGUAUGCGGAUCUUGGCGGGAUAAGAUUUGCGAUGCUCUGCGUGAAGAUCUUCGAAAGUUUCGCACCUACAAAUCAUUUUCGGUACGAGACCUUCUUCGAGCAAUGCGAAAUAAAAAACAUCAUUAUCAAGAAUUGCCGAAAGAAGUUCAAAAUUCGCUUGGAGAAUUACCUGAUCAAUUUCUUUAUUAUUUUACUUCGAGAUUUCCAAAGCUACUACUUCAUGUGUAUACGGCAUUUGAAUAUUGUUCUGCUGAGUCAGUCUUUCGCAAUUAUUAUUCGGAUGAAGUACGCCAACGAAUGGAAGCGAUUGUAGCGAAGGAAGAGGAAUAUCACAAAGAAAUGCAGAGCAAAGUCGAAGACGAAGAGUGGCAACGAGCCAAAACCAAAACUGCUCGUAGUCCGCAUAAAUUGGAUUCGACGAAGAAGAAUAAAAAGAAAAAAAGUAUGCCGUAA